UAAAGCCUAAAAUGUGACAAUGCAGGGGCGACUACCGAAUGGUACAUUGAUUGCUGUAAAGAAGCUAUCUUCCAAAUCAUGUCAAGGAAACAAAGAGUUUAUAAACGAGAUUGGUAUAAUCACUUGCCUACAGCACCCGAACCUUGUAAAGCUCUACGGAUGUUGUGUUGACAAAAACCAGCUCCUUCUUGUCUAUGAGUACAUGGAGAACAAUUGUCUUGCAGAUGCAUUAUUUGGAAGAAGCAGUCUGAAACUAGACUGGCAAACAAGACGCAAAAUAUGCUUGGGAAUAGCGAAAGGGCUUGCGUUUCUUCACGAAGAUUCAGCGGUCAAGAUCAUUCACCGAGACAUCAAAGGGACAAAUGUACU
Molecule: messenger RNA, 369 nt
Organism: Camelina sativa (false flax)
Lineage: Eukaryota; Viridiplantae; Streptophyta; Magnoliopsida; Brassicales; Brassicaceae
Source: RefSeq, a predicted model, not a curated record